Aplosporella prunicola CBS 121167 is the source of this 1689-nucleotide messenger RNA. RefSeq lists its product as uncharacterized. The record is from RefSeq and is a predicted model, not a curated record. Gene Ontology annotation, molecular function: protein binding. NCBI's taxonomy places the organism in Eukaryota, Fungi, Ascomycota, Dothideomycetes, Botryosphaeriales, Aplosporellaceae. Bases 1 to 1689 code for a protein of 562 amino acids. The transcript is spliced from 2 exons.
AUGGCUAAGCGUAACCGUACCGCUGCCGUUGCCGAUGGAGACUGUGAUGUACUGCCCUCCAGCAAGCGGAUCAGGGAAUCGCACCCUGACAGGCUUUCGCGCCUGAGCGAUGAGCUGCUUUUGCGCAUAUUGUCCUACGUCUCGACAUCCACGCUGAACAUGUGUCAGAGAAUAUCCAAAAAGUUCCACACCAUCGCCGGUGACUCGCAACUGUGGAAAGCCGCAUAUUAUAACCGCUUCGUCCGACCCCGCGCAUCGCGACUCCCCGGCAUAAAAGACUCCAGUGCUUCUUCCGAUCACCUGUUUUAUUCUUCGAAGCUUUCCAAGUGGCUAGACGAAGCCAAUCUGGUCAAACGAGGCAAAGAGACAAACUGGAAACGGCAAUACAAGUUGCGGCACAACUGGUCGAGGGGUAGUUGCGACGUCGGAGAGAUACCACUUACGGAAGAGCCCGUUGUACCGGAUAUAUUGGUUCGUCUCCACGAGGGCGUCGUAUAUACCGUAGACUCGAGCGCUGGUCUCCGAGCAUGGUCCACCAAAGAUGAUCGCGCCCUAAUCGCAAGCACUGGUUUGCGGGAAGAUACAAUCGGGGGCGAUAGCCCGCCUACGUCUCUGGCCGUCGACACUGAAGACCAGGAUGCACGCUCGCAGAAGAUGAUCGUCGGCUUUGAAGACGGGCGGUUCUCUGUCUUCACCUUACUCAUGGACGAUAAACAGCUAGUACAUCUGUACACACACCCUGCCUCUUCAAACGGCAUGCUGUCGGCUUUGGCAUAUGCAUCGCCGUAUUUACUGACGAUGACUGGCAUGCAACUCAUGUCCCUUUACAAGUUUCCAGAGCAGCCGAGGAAAAAACGUGCGCAAGAGAUCCUUGAUCCACCUCGGUUACUCUAUUCUUUAAAGUCACAUACCGUAUGGCCACCUCUGUCACUGUCGAUCCGGCCAUCUGCGCAGAACGUUGUGGCUUCAAUAGCCUAUGCAUUGCCGACGUACUUUUCAGGCUGGUCGGUCGGCAUACAGGAGAUGCGCAUUACCUCCGAAGGGAAACUGAUUGAUUCACGACUGGCUUCAGCCACGCAUGAAAGUUUCCAUUCCUUAGCCAGCCGUGCGAUAUACUCAUCACCAUCCACUCGAUCUAGCUCUCCUGGCGCGAGCUCAGAUCCGUCGUCUCUUGUGACCUCUUUGCCCUCCUACUCUAAACCGACAUCACUUUCCUAUUCACAUCCUUACCUGCUUUGUUCCCAUCCGGACAACACUUUGUCCCUGUAUCUGGUAACAUCUACAAGCUCUUCACUUACUAUAGGCCCAGGAAGCAGGCUUUGGGGACAUACCUCGUCCGUAUCUGGAGCCCAUGUUGGUGGCAGAGGCAAAGCCGUCUCUGUUAGCUCCAGGGGUGAUGAGCUCCGUGUCUGGGAGCUGGAAGGAGGCAUGACUUCAUCUAGGCGACGUCAGCCAAUAGAAGAUCUAAGCAUACGUAUACGACCCGAGAACAAAGCAUCUUCCGAACCCGAUCUAGAUGCAUCUGGCGCCUUCUAUUCCGAAAGAUCCGGCCUCGGCACGGCUUUGCGACAGUCAUUGGAUGACCUGGCUGUUACCAAAGGCUGGGUGGGCUUUGACGAGGAAAAUGUGAUUGUGUUGCGAGAGCGUAGUGAGGGGAGUCAAGCGUUGGUUGUGUACGAUUUUACCUAG